AUGAAUGAUGCCGCAGAUAGCCUCUCCGGAGGGACUGUUGGUAAUGGUACUGAUGUAAACUCUACUACUGCUGCUCUGAGCAGCACCACAGCUACUCAACAGGACAUCCUAGAAAUUCUCACAGAAACUACCACCAUCGCUGCCGUAGAAACUACGGCUACACAAACUGUCCCAGAGGCUCUCACCAAAACCGUCACGAAAACCGUCACAGAAGCUGCCAUCACUGUCGCCACGGAAACUGCUACAAAAGCUGCCACCGAGUCCACUACUACAGCCGUCGCUGAAACUGUCAAAGAAGCUGUCAUCACAGCUACCGCGGAAGCUGUUUCAGAGGCCAUCACAGAUGCAGCAACCACGGCCAUAACAAAUGCUACCACCACAGCCAUCACGAAUGCUACUACCACGGCCAUCACAAGCACUACAACUGAAGCACUCAUAGAAGCCGUCAACCAGACAUCAGGAGGAGUUAAUGAGACUACAACCACUACGACAGUUGAUGUCACAGCCACCAUACAAGCUGCGGUCGCUAACAUAACAACAACAACAAAAAUGGUAGUCAAGGGCGAUGCCGGCAAAGUACCUGAACAGUAUGAAAGCGGAGCAGGCUACAUGAUGACUAUCAUCAUGGCUUGUGGUGUCGGAUUCGUGGUGGUCACCAUGUUCACCGUUCUUCUUGUAAUGAUUGCGAAAGAAAACGGCACGAAAAUAGAGUAA
This is a messenger RNA of Ostertagia ostertagi, 714 nucleotides long. Lineage: Eukaryota; Metazoa; Nematoda; Chromadorea; Rhabditida; Trichostrongylidae. The record is from the annotation of a GenBank genome assembly.